Cutaneotrichosporon cavernicola is the source of this 1692-nucleotide messenger RNA. RefSeq lists its product as uncharacterized. The coding region runs from base 1 to 1692 and encodes 563 amino acids. Gene Ontology annotation, biological process: secondary metabolic process. Gene Ontology annotation, molecular function: CoA-ligase activity. NCBI's taxonomy places the organism in Eukaryota, Fungi, Basidiomycota, Tremellomycetes, Trichosporonales, Trichosporonaceae. The transcript is spliced from 5 exons. The record is from RefSeq and is a predicted model, not a curated record.
AUGCCUGAGGUCAUCUACGAUCCCAACUACCCCGCGCCAGACGUGCUCCCAGAGAGCGGCUUCUAUGAUUACCUCUUUGGGGACGAGUCGCCACUGGGCAAGUUUGACAAGAGUCUGCCUGCCUACAUCGACGGCCUGGAUGGACGUGUCCUGACCCGUGGAGGGCUCGAGAACUCGUGUCUCCGUCUCGUGAGCGGUUUGCGCGCCCUUGGCGUGCAGCGCAACGACGUCGCGUGCCUGUGGGGCCUGAACAGCCUCGAAUGGGCACGUACCGCGUAUGGAUGCUUGGCUGCGGGCGUCACCGUUUCGCCUGCCAACUACGCCUACGCGGCGCACGAGAUUGCUCACCAGCUCAAUGAUUCUGGCGCGGGCAUCAUCUUCUUGGAUCCAACGUUGAUCCCGAUGUUUGACGCCGCACGCAAGGAGAUCAAGCGCCCGUUUUCCAACGAGCGCGUCAUCCUCCUCUGUACGCCGGAACGCAAGCCCAAGGAACUCGCGCAGUACAAGGCGUUUGAGGAGAUCCUCGGUGCUCGCGCUGAGCCGGAGCACUUUACCGGGUCACAGAUCCGGGACACUGCGUUCCUCUGCUACUCAUCUGGAACGACGGGUCUGCCAAAGGGCGUGAUGACGACGCACAACAACAUGACCAGCCAGCUGCAAGCCCUCAAUAUCGGCUACGAGCAACUCGAGAGCGGACGAGACACGGUUCUCGGCAUCCUUCCCUACUCGCACAUCUACGGACUGACAAUUGUCUUCUUCCAGCCGUUUACGGUCGGCGUGCCCCUCGUCGUGCUCCCGCGCUUUGAGGAGAUUUCCGUGCUCUCAGCGAUCCAGAAGUUCAAGAUCACGCACGGGCUGAUCGUCCCACCGAUCAUCAUUAUUCUGCUCAACUCGUCGAAUGUUGACAAUUACGACCUGUCGAGUGUGCGCACCUUCAUGGUCGGCGCGGCCCCAACAAGCCCCGAGUUGUCCGAGUCAUUCAGCCGUCGUUUCCCCCACAUCACCCUGACGCAGGGCUACGGCAUGACCGAGUGCUCGCCGACGACGCACGUAUGCAAUGGCGCCGAGGUUGCCGGUCGUGCGGGUUGGAUCGGACGUCUGCUGCCCACGUUCCAGGCGCGUCUGGUGACUGAGGACGGCGUGGACGCCGCCCAUGGGGAACGCGGUGAGCUGUGGGUCCGCGGACCCAGUGUCAUGAAAGGGUACCUCAACAACCCCGAGGCAACCGAGAAGACAAUGGCGCCUGGCGGGUGGUAUAAGACUGGCGACGUGCUCAUAACCGACGACCAGGGGUGGUACAAGGUCGUCGACCGCGUCAAGGAGCUCAUCAAGUACAAGGGCUUCCAGGUCGCUCCGGCCGAGCUCGAGGGUCUCCUCCUACAGCACGACAAGGUGGCCGACGUCGGUGUCAUUGGCGUGUGGGAAGAGUCGCAGGCGACCGAGCUUCCGCGCGCCUACAUUGUCCCCAAGCCGUCGGCUGACCUCAAGAGUGGAGCUGCUCGCGAAGCGUUCCGCGCCGAGAUCGCCUCGUGGCUCGCAGACCGGGUAGCCCAGCACAAGCGGUUGCGCGGGGGCGUUGUCAUUGUCGAGACGAUCCCCAAGUCGCCGUCGGGCAAGAUCCUGCGCAAGGACUUGCGCGUGCGCGCCCAGGCUGAGCGCGAUGCCGAGGUGCAGCUGCGCGCCAAGAUGUAG